CUUCUGCAUAAAGAGUGCACAAACUAUUCAGACUCAAACAAACCGACUAACACAACUACUGACGUAUCUGAGGAGAGAAGAGGAAAGGAGAGGAGAGAAGAGAAGAGAAGAGGGACUUUUUAUGAAGACAUAGUUUAUAUUAUCGGGGGUGUCUUGACUGGACAUACUCAGAAGACUCCAGAUGUGUGUAGUUAGAGUCUUCUAACAAUAAUCUACCAGUACUGUAGUAUUUGAUAACAACACAGCAAAGGUCGACAGGCAGACACUAUUUGUCCCACGAACGAUGUUCAACAGAAUGCAGGAGCAUGUUCUGACAGAAUGACAACUCCGUGGCUUGAAACGUCCCACUCGCUCGACUACACCCUUCCACCAGUGGUCAUUCACCUUGGUAACCACACGACGACAGCAUUGAAUAGCAACCAGUCCUGUAGUGGUGAUGACGAGAUCUUUAAGUACCGAGCCUACACUGUCACCUACCUACUGGUGUUCCCUAUGGCGUUUCUUAGCAACAUUGGAGCGCUGUUUGUGUUCCUGCGACUGAUGCCCAAACGGUCUGCGUCCUCUGUCCUCAUGACCAAUCUCGCCCUAUCAGAUGCAUGCUUCUCCCUUACCCUGCCGCUGCGAUUGGCCUACUACUUCAGAGGCGCUCGCUGGGACCUCCCUGAUUGGCUUUGCCGACUGUGUGUGUUUUGCUUCUAUCUCAACCUCUACACCAGCGUUCUCUUCCUUACUGGAUUGAGCGUGCUCCGUUGGCUGGCCGUGCUGAAGCCUCUCCGUCAUCGAGCCUUGGCCACGCCCCUUCGUGCCUUAUUGGCUUGCUUGGGCAUUUGGCUGUUUGUGGGCGGCGCUUCAGUCCCAUUCCUGUUUUCGGGGACCAGGGUGAGGGCGGGACUAACACGCUGCUUCGAGCCACGUAACCCUGCCUCCUGGAAGAUGAUCUUCAUUCUCAACUACGUGGGCAUGACAUUCGGCUUCCUGAUCCCGUUCCUCACCAUCCUCGGUUGCUACGGCUGCAUCAUCCACCGACUGACAGCUACAAUUUCGUCAGCAUUAGGGUUGACUGGUAGCCUGAACAGGAACAAGAUACGUAACCAGGGGAGACGUCGGCGCCGGCGCCGGUCUCUGCGUCUGGUCGCCAUGGUGAUCUGCACAUUCCUACUGUGCUUUCUGCCCUAUCACGUGGCUCGCUCACUGCACCUGCACGCGGUGGUGGGCAGGUGGGGCUGUGUUGCUACGGCGACACUGCAGCGGGUGUUGGUGGUGACGCUGUGUCUAGCGGCGGCCAACAGUGCGGUUAACCCUCUGUUGUACUACUACUCCGGGGAGUCCUUUAGAGCGGUCAUACGCAGCGCCUCGUCACGACGACGGUCCUUCUCCUCCUCCUUCACUCAGGGCAGCCUGCUGCUCUCUCGCAGAAAGAAGACCACAAUGCAUACAACAGCAACAAUGCGAGACUCACCCCUCGCUCCACCCCUAACCCUUCCUGGGUCCCUACCAGACACACCCCUCGCUCCACCCCUAGCCCUUCCUGGGUCGCUACCAGACACAAACCUCGCUCCACCCCUAACCCUUCCUGGGUCGCUACCAGACACAAACCUCGCUCCACCCCUAACCCUUCCUGGGUCGCUACCAGACAGAACCCUCGCUCCACCCCUAACCCUUCCUGGGUCCCUACCAGACACACCCCUCGCUCCACCCCUAACCCUUCCUGGGUCCCUACCAGACACACAAAGCCGUGUGGAAGACAGUCUAUAAAGGGUUCAAAACCUAUUUGCCCUAUACCCCACCUCUACUUACAGACACUGAGACCUGAACACCUAGUUACAUUCUCCAGAAUCAGAGACACUUUGCUGCACAUGUAAAAUGGAGCCCUGAGGCCUGAACCAGAACCACACACACACACACCCACACGGAGACACUAACCUUUAGGUUUCCGAGGCACUUUGUGGGUGUGCUCUCUGUUAUUUCCAUUCCCGCUGCCCGGCCGGCAGCCACAGGUGCCGGGCCUACUUUUGUUUGAUUGUUUAUUAUCCCAGUGUUAAUCAUUACACUCUUCAUAGAUGUAUCAUAUAGGUUGAAAACAGUUUGCACAAGUCCCACAGGCUUACAUUUGUAGGUUAAAUGUAAUAAUAUCUUCAGUUGAUCAUAGUGACUGACAAUUGUUGCCUACGUAAUACAUAUUUAGUUUUUUCCUUGACAUUGAAGUAACGGAUAUAUUUGAUGCAAGGGCUUCGAAUACCAUAUGCGUCUCAUAAAAGACCUCAUCCAACAUCAAGAGGCUCUUGUCCAGUUUGACAUUGCAAAUAAAGUUAGCAGGACCAUUGGAGACCAGCCAGACCUCAUGCAGAGAUUUGAUGAAGACUGUUGGCUGAAGCCAGAGUCUGGAAAGCACUCAAUCUCAAGGACAUCUGAGGAUAUCAACCAUAUAGUAAGUGUGCUUCUUGAUCAGGUGUGUACCUGAUCAAGAUUACUUUGACACCUGUCAGGUUUUACCAAAGCUUCCAGAACAUCCAAAUAAACCUGUUGCGCAAAUUGGACUAUGAGAAACUAGUGUUGUGGAUCAGCAACCCCAAACUGAAAUCACACUGUGAGAAGAACAAACUGUCUGCUCAUUUGGCACGCAGACAGAGGCCCAAAGUUGACAGUUGAUUUCAGCUGUAGUGCUGAGACCCUAGAAUAUAAAUUGUUAUCUUAAAUGCCACAGUUAGAGAAGUGAUGUAAGUAAUGGGAAAGAAUAAGUAGUACUGAAACCAAUGACAAUGUAGACUCACAAAAUGUAUAUUUAUUUUUAUAAUGUUCAGUGGCGUGUAUUCAUGGUUGCCAAGGGAAGCCAGGCUGCCCACAAAAAAUUUACCAAAAAAUAAAUUAUUAAUUUAUCUUUCGUCUCUGUGUUUCAUAAUUGUCCUUCAAUUUGAAAGAAGCUGUAUGUUUCUCACCCUCUGUCUUUGUAUGUGUAGGCCAUCUGAUGCUGUCUGGUCAAAAAAGAGUAUGACAUUGUUGCCGCCUGUAGCAUUUAAUGCAAGGGAGUUUAUGCCAUGUGUAACUCUGUGUUGUUGUUUUUGUCGCACUGCUUUGCCUAAUCUUGGCCAGGUCGCUGUUGUAAAUGAGAACUUG
Oncorhynchus mykiss (rainbow trout) is the source of this 3114-nucleotide messenger RNA. RefSeq names its product cysteinyl leukotriene receptor 2-like. Gene Ontology annotation, biological process: G protein-coupled receptor signaling pathway. NCBI's taxonomy places the organism in Eukaryota, Metazoa, Chordata, Actinopteri, Salmoniformes, Salmonidae. Gene Ontology annotation, cellular component: plasma membrane. Gene Ontology annotation, molecular function: G protein-coupled receptor activity. The record is from RefSeq and is a predicted model, not a curated record.